AUGACCAACUCUUCAAGCUACACCCUGCGCUACUUUGACGUUCCUGGACUUGCCGAGAACAUUCGUACACUGCUUAACUUUGUUGGCGCCCAGUGGACCGAGGAGCACCCCGAGUGGCCCGCGGCCAAGAGUGAGCAGCCGUUUGGCCGCCUGCCGGUCCUGAUCGAAAAGGAUGCCAGCGAUAAUGUCACAUUUGAGCUCACCGAGUCCAUUGCUGCUGCGCGCCAGGAGCAGCUGCGUGACCAGUUCACUGAUAUUCUUCUUAGUGUUGUGUUCUACACCGGCGCCGAAGGCGAGCGCAAGACACAGCUGAAGGAGAAGACGAUCGCUCUCAUUGAGACUGCUGUCAAGGUAACGGCAGCAACGGCCACUUCAUCGGCAGGCAACACUACCUAUGUUGAUAUCGCAUUCUACAACAUGAUCAGCUACAUUCGUGCCAACAACAAGGAGAAGGGUGAUGGCUUCGCUUCCUACGUUACGGUCGAGAAUGCUCCUGAGUUCGAGAAGGUCAUCGCUGCUGUCGAGGCCUGA
Messenger RNA from Linderina pennispora, 531 nucleotides. RefSeq lists its product as uncharacterized. Gene Ontology annotation, molecular function: glutathione transferase activity. The record is from RefSeq and is a predicted model, not a curated record. Bases 1 to 531 code for a protein of 176 amino acids. Gene Ontology annotation, biological process: glutathione metabolic process. The transcript is spliced from 3 exons. Lineage: Eukaryota; Fungi; Kickxellomycota; Kickxellomycetes; Kickxellales; Kickxellaceae.